UCAAAUUCGGCAAAGGACAGUCCCUCCAAGGCCUCUUCACAAUGUACCAUCCAACAAGAGGCGGCGUACGAGGCGGUCAGGAUCAGUUUACCUGGGAGUCAGUGAAAGAUGACAAGUUUCGUGAAAACUACCUUGGCCAUUCUCUAAUGGCACCGGUCGGGCGUUGGCAGCAAGGCAAGGAUUUGACUUGGUAUGCUAAGGAUAAAAAUUCAGAAGAGGCAAAGAAAAGGGCGGCGGCGGAGGAACUGCGGCGAAUAAAGGAAGCAGAAGCUGAUGCACUAGCUGUUGCUUUGGGUGGCAAGAAAAAGAACACCGGGAGUGGAAAUGUCACUCAACAAGACCUCAAGAAUGCUUUGAAAAUGAACGACGAAGAUCAAGAUCCUACUAUGGAAGACAAGGGCCUUGGAUACGGACAGUGCUUCUAGGGAAGUCUUGCCUGGCUC
Umbelopsis ramanniana AG is the source of this 443-nucleotide messenger RNA. RefSeq lists its product as uncharacterized. The transcript is spliced from 4 exons. The coding region runs from base 42 to 425 and encodes 127 amino acids. The record is from RefSeq and is a predicted model, not a curated record. NCBI's taxonomy places the organism in Eukaryota, Fungi, Mucoromycota, Umbelopsidomycetes, Umbelopsidales, Umbelopsidaceae.